Cotesia glomerata is the source of this 1027-nucleotide messenger RNA. RefSeq names its product myophilin (gene Chd64). The coding region runs from base 166 to 732 and encodes 188 amino acids. Lineage: Eukaryota; Metazoa; Arthropoda; Insecta; Hymenoptera; Braconidae. Gene Ontology annotation, molecular function: protein binding. The record is from RefSeq and is a predicted model, not a curated record. The transcript is spliced from 4 exons.
GAAUUCACCAGCUUAACAGUGACUCUCUAAGCUGGUAUUCAGUUUAACUUCGACUGUCAAACAGUGGAGAACAUUUUAAGUACUUGUGGGAUCUCGUGUUUAAAAACAGAUUUUUAAAUAAAUAUUCACUUAUAGUAAAACAUACUUUCCAAAAAAGUAACAAACAUGGCAAACAAUAGAGCAGCUAAGUCUGGAUUUGCCGCAGAAGCACAAAGAAAGAUAAACAGUAAAUAUAGUGAGGAAUUAGCACAAGAAUGUCUUAAAUGGAUUAAAGUAAUUACAAAAGUGGAGAUUGAAACGAGUGGUGACAUGGAUAAUUUUUAUGAAAUCCUUAAGGAUGGAACUCUUCUCUGCAGAUUAAUCAACGAAAUCCAGCCAGGUUCAAUAAAAAAAACUAAUGACUCGAAAAUGGCUUUCAAAUGUAUGGAGAAUAUUAAUGCUUUUUUGGAAGCAGCGAAAAAUCUUGGUGUUCCAGCACAGGAAACAUUCCAAACUGUUGAUCUUUGGGAACGACAAAAUCUUAACUCUGUCGUAAUUUGCUUACAAUCACUUGGAAGAAAGGCUGGAAAUUAUGGUAAACCAGUCAUUGGACCAAAAGAGGCUGAGAAGAAUGUCCGUAACUUUUCCGAAGAGCAAUUACGAGCUGGACAAGGAGUUAUAAGCUUACAAUAUGGUAGCAACAAAGGAGCAACUCAAAGUGGUAUUAACUUUGGAAAUACCCGGCAUAUGUAGAUUUGGUUUUUUUUUAAUAUUAAAUCUAAUUUUUUUAUUCAUUUUCUUUUUUAUUAGAUUUUAUGAAUUUAUGAAAUGUGUCAGUUAUAAAAUAACAAAAUAAUUUUGUACAAUUUACAAAAAGUAUGCAACUUUGUAUAAUACUGAUUUAUAAUUUAUAAUGUAAUUUUUCAAUGGUUAAUUUUUUCAACUAAUCUUUCGUCACUAAUAUAAUAAGCGCGGUGUCACCUUUUUUCAUUAUUAUUUUUUUUCCUAUUUCUCAACUUGAGGUCAAUAAAUAAACCUGCUUUAAAAA